AUGUUCACAGGUCUAGUUGAAACGAUCGGCACCGUCACGUCCCUGACGACACUCGACCCCUCACAAUCCGGCGGCAACGGCACGUCUCUGACGAUAUCGGACUGUGCGUCGAUCCUGACGGACGCGCAGCUAGGCGACUCGAUCUCGGUGAAUGGGACAUGCCUGACGGUGACCGAGUUCGACAGCGCCAGCUUCAAGGUCGGCGUGGCGCCCGAGACCCUACGCCGGACAAACCUGGGCCGUCUGCAGGAGGGCAGCAAGGUCAACCUGGAAAGGGCGGUCAGCGCGAGCACGCGCAUGGGCGGACAUUUCGUGCAGGGCCAUGUGGACACGGUGGCGACGAUCGAGAGCGUGACGCCGGACGGCAAUGCGUUCACGUUCCGACUGAAGCCUCGCGAGACGGAUAUUCUGCGAUACGUGGUUGAGAAGGGCUACAUCACGCUCGACGGCGCGAGUCUGACGAUCACGAAAGUCGACGAUGCGCAGGGCUGGUUCGAGGUCAUGCUGAUCGCGUAUACUCAAGAGCGGGUGGUCAUGGCAUCAAAGAAGCCUGGCGAUGAGGUCAAUGUCGAAAUCGACGUCGUGGGCAAGCUCGUCGAGAAGAGCAUUGUGGGAUACUUUGAGAGCACGGCAAAGGAAGGCGCGCCCGCCAUUCUGGAGAAGAUCGUCGGAAGACUGGUCGAGGAGAAGCUUAACACGUUGCAGAGGUAG
Messenger RNA from Capronia coronata CBS 617.96, 711 nucleotides. RefSeq names its product riboflavin synthase, alpha subunit. NCBI's taxonomy places the organism in Eukaryota, Fungi, Ascomycota, Eurotiomycetes, Chaetothyriales, Herpotrichiellaceae. The coding region runs from base 1 to 711 and encodes 236 amino acids. The transcript has a single exon. The record is from RefSeq and is a predicted model, not a curated record. Gene Ontology annotation, biological process: riboflavin biosynthetic process. Gene Ontology annotation, molecular function: riboflavin synthase activity.